AUGGCGAACGCCGGGCUGCGCGCCUACCGGGAGGUGCUGCGGCUGGUGCGGCGGCUGCCUGCCGACGCGCGGCCCUACUACGCGAAGUACGCCCGCGAGAAUUUCGUCAACUACCGCCACCUAUCCGCCGACGACGACCUCGCCGGCCUCCUCCGCCGCGCCCAUGCCCACUCCUCCUGGGUCCUCUCCAAGUACUCCAUCGACGCCGCGGAGGCGGCAGGGCGGCUCAAGGAGAUCUGCGGCGAGCGCGGUCCCGAGUGA
Molecule: messenger RNA, 261 nt
Organism: Triticum turgidum subsp. durum (durum wheat)
Lineage: Eukaryota; Viridiplantae; Streptophyta; Magnoliopsida; Poales; Poaceae
Source: the annotation of a GenBank genome assembly